AGGGUGGUGUGAGCAAUGUCGACAGCUUCAAUCAACGGCUGGUGUCUUUCAUCUACUUCUCCUACCCAAUCUUCUCUCAAGAAAGCUGCAUUACGUCCUUCAGUUUUUGCUAGGCUUAAGUACUCUUCUUCUCCCUCUCCUCCUUCGCUUAUCCAGAACAAGCCCGUUUUCGCUGCCCCCGCUCCCAUCAUCACUCCCACUUGGUCAAUUAAUUUGCAGAGAGAAGGCAUGGGCAAAGACGCAUACGAGGAAGCUAUUGAGGGUCUCAAGAAGCUCCUCAGUGAGAAGGGGGACUUGAAAGCCGUUGCGGCUGCAAAAGUGGGGCAGAUAACGGCUGAGCUACAAACCCAAACUUCUGACCGCAAACCUUUUGACCCAAUUGAGAAGAUAAAAAACGGAUACAUUCACUUCAAGAACGAGAAAUUCGACAAAAACCCAGCUUUGUACGGUGAACUUGCAAAAGGCCAAAGCCCCAAGUUUAUGGUGUUUGCAUGCUCGGAUUCCCGGGUGUGCCCAUCACACGUGCUGCAUUUCCAACCAGGAGAAGCUUUUGUGGUCCGAAAUGUUGCAAACUUGGUUCCACCUUAUGAUAAGCUUAGAUACGCUGGAGUUGGGGCUGCCGUUGAGUACGCUGUUUUGCAUCUUAAGGUGGAAAACAUAGUGGUGAUUGGGCACAGUGCUUGUGGUGGAAUUAAGGGACUGCUCUCUUUUCCAGAUCAGGGACCCCCCUCUACCGAUUUUAUAGAAGACUGGGUCAAAAUCGCUUUGCCUGCCAAAGCCAAGGUGAAAGCAGAAUUCGGUGAUGCACCUAUGCCAGAACUCUGUGGACAUUGUGAAAAGGAGGCAGUAAAUGUAUCCCUGGGAAACCUACUAAGCUACCCAUUUGUGAGGGAAGGCUUGAUGAAGAAAACCCUUGCAUUGAAGGGCGGCUACUACGACUUUGUUAAAGGAAGCUUUGAGCUAUGGGGGCUUGAGUUUGGUCUUUCUCCUUCUGUCUCUGUAUGAACAUCAACCAUUACCAGUGACUUUGUCUUAGCUCCAAUGUACUCUGUAAUUGGCUUGAUGAGUUAAAUAACAAGGAGAUCAGUACCCAUGCUCCUAUUAGAACUGUAUGAUGAACUUCCUAAUUUUCUUCAAUAAAGAAUAAACAUGCAAGCUCUGAUUGAUUUUUU
Juglans regia (Persian walnut) is the source of this 1172-nucleotide messenger RNA. RefSeq names its product carbonic anhydrase 2-like. Gene Ontology annotation, biological process: carbon utilization. The record is from RefSeq and is a predicted model, not a curated record. Bases 16 to 1005 code for a protein of 329 amino acids. The transcript is spliced from 9 exons. Lineage: Eukaryota; Viridiplantae; Streptophyta; Magnoliopsida; Fagales; Juglandaceae. Gene Ontology annotation, molecular function: carbonate dehydratase activity; zinc ion binding.